UGUUUAAAGCGUUUCUGAGUCUAAAGCGUUAACGGCUCACACAGCAGAUGAUAGUGUGGCAUCAACGGCAAUCGACUUGUCUGUCUGCCUCCCCAGAGAGUGCGUGAUACCACCUUCUUACCUCAGCUGGAUUCAACGUUUCGUGGGCUUGGAUGUAGACAAAAAACGCUUCAAACAUGGUUUUCAUGGCAAUACGUUGUCAUGGAGAGGAAGGUCUUGGGGUGAGCCACCAUGUUUAAAGCCACGUACAACCUGACAUUCGGGACAAACAAAGUGGGAGAUACACUAGCCAACGGGAUUCCAGGACAACACAUUUCGGGGAUGCCGAACACGAAAGUUUCGAUGAGGAGCGGAGGCAGGAACAUUUUGCAAAUUCAAGGACGGCCGAGGAGUCUUGAUUCAGGAUAUCCACCAGACUAUAAUGCUAAGCCGAGGCCUUUUCUUGCACCUCAUGGGGGUGACAGUUCAGACAAUCAAGGAGUACGUCCAGUAUUGCCUCUGACCCAACCUAGUGGUGAUCAGGGGGCGGCCUUCAAUAAGAGCCCAAGACCUUUUCGAAAAACUGGAGAUGAUGGCACACAGACACCAAGGGCGACAUCAUACCCAAGUUACCCUACUCACAAAAAGUUAGGGGAUCCUGGGAGGAGUUAUUUACCAGAGAGAAAGAAUGUUGGUACUAGUUCCGCUCAGCCUACUUGGGGACAAAGGGAUCGUAGACAUGGGCCACCUAGUGGCUCCAGUGCUGAUCAUCUAGGCUCUGAUCUAAACCGGCAAGGUAUGAGGGACCGGAGUGCUGAAAAGUCCCCUGGACCUGAUAUGAUUCAUCAACCACCGCGGUCACCACUAAACAGAGAGUUAAGCCCUGGGAGUCCGAAACCGCCGUGGUCACCAAAUGCACGAGAGAGUAGCCCUUUGCGUCCUCCGCCCCCAAGAUCCCCCCGGAGAAAAGAUCCAAGUCCUGAUAGCCCCAAACCCCCAUGGUAUCCUGCUGAAAGAGGUCCAAGGGAAAGAAGCCCAAAAAAAGAACAACCAUUGGCAAAGUCUUCUGCUGGUAGGGAUACAAAAGAACGUAGCCCAACAAAAGAUCCACCAUGGUCAAAGCCAAGGGAGCCAAGUCCUAAGGAAGCACUGUCCCUAAGGUCAAAAUAUGGUCGCGGUACAAGCCCAGCAAAGGAGAACCGUCCACCCUGGAGUGCUGGGAGCAGAGAUAACAGGGAUAAGAGCCCAUCUAAAGAUCCCAGGCCGCCUUGGUCAGCUGGUGCCAGAGAUGUGAGCCCGAAGGAGAGGAGACCAUCUGCUGGGAGAGGUCAGAGCCCUGGAAAGGAACAUGCUUCUGUAGUAAGGGAUCCUAGCCCUAGAGGAAGGAGACCACAAUGGCCUAAUGACCCUCGAGAUCCAAGUCCAAGCAAAGAGCAGAGGUCACCUGGUGGGAGGGGACUGAGUCCAAAGAAGGAUAAACAGCAGUGGUCGCCUGGUGGGAGAGGGAGUAGUCCAGUGAAGGAGCAGCGGCCACCAUGGUCGCCAGGAGGUAGGGUUACUAGUCCUGUAAAAGAUGUUAGGCCACCUUGGAUGAUUCAGGCACAAGGGAAAGAUGACAGGGUAGACAAGCCUCGAAGUAGAGGCACAAGUCCUUCCAAGGACUAUAAACCACCAUGGGCACAACCUUCUCACGACAAAAGCCCUGGACUUUCUGCACCGGUGUCACAUCAGCCCCCAAAGUCACCUAGGACUAGAGGUCAAAGUCCUGCUAGGUCAAAUCAGGUCCGAGAUUUCAGGGGGCAGAGCCCAGCAAGACAUGAAAAACCACAGUGGUCUUAUCCUGGUGAAAGGGACAGCAGUCCACAGGAACAGAAGAAGAGGUAUCAGUCAGGAAGAGCGCAAAGUCCUGCCCAACUCCCGCCGGUAGGUCAGAGUUCACCAAGAAUGUCAAGGUCACAGAGGACAAAAGAUGUCCAAGAAGAGCGCACUAGGAAGUCGCCACAGAUAGUAUCGCCCAAACGUUCUCCACCACAGAAGAGUUUCUACAGGCAUGAUGAACAUGAUAGGAGGAUCUCUCCGCAGAGGGUGAUGCAUGCAUAUACCCACCCACCUGAGAGAGCUAGUUACAUUAUGCAAGAACCGGAACAUGCCAGCAGAGGGCAGCCGCAGUACUCAAGUGAUGAGAAACAGGCUGAUGAACAAUCUCGAAGGGGGCGUGAGAGAUCAAGGAGGGAACAACCAAGGUCACCACGAGCUGCAAAAAAGGAUAUACGCCAAGGAUUAAUGGAUGAGUCAAACCUCGAUGACUCGUUGUCUGAGCGUGAUGAUGAAGUUGAGAGAAUACUGUCGGGAAUCUUAGACACAACUGCAAUGUCCCAGAAGGAAAGGAAAGCUGGCUUCCAGUCUCAGGAUCAAAUUCGCAGUCAGGGUCAGGGUCAUGCGUUUGAGCCGUAUAAUCGCCAGGAUUCGUCUGAUUCAAAGUCAUCGCAGCCUCACUCUAACUUCUAUCAGAGUUUGCAAGUCCGCCCUGAUGUAGGUCAAAUCUCACGACAACACGUACCAUCCAGUCAGCAAAGUACAGCGCCACUGUCUGCCUCAGAACCAAAGAAAAUUCUUUUAAAAUCAGCUUCAAAUCCCGACCCCGUCUCUUUUGCUUCAGUUGAUGCUGAUCAAGUAGCUCCAUCUAGCCCUAAAGAACAACAACAGAGCCCACGGACAAGGCGCAGUGCUUUUGCCCGCUCGAAAACCUACCAAGCUGAAAUAGCAUCGGAUCAUGAAGUGACAGAAACAGCAGUUGCGGAACGGAAAAGAAGUUUAGAAUUGCAGAUUAAAUCUUCGCACAGUUUUGAUUCUUUGUCAUGCGAGCCAUUAUCGGUUCAUCAAAGCGAGGGGGAGUCUGCACCACCCAAAGUGCCUUUAGCGUAUAAGCCUGGUGCUACCGUGACUUUCAUAAAUGGGGUCCCAUGUGAAGCUAAGGCAACCCCUGUUAAAAGUCCAAGAGUCCGACGUCAGAGAGAUCAGCAGCGGCAACGCGCUAAAUCUCUGGACUCUGAAGUUUACCGUGAACGGAUCAAAGGUCAGGAAUCAGCUGGGGAAGAGGCAUAUCAGUCCGAUUCGAAAGUUUCUGAUUCAAAUGAUCGUUCACGCCAGAAUACACAAGAUCAGUCUGACAGUAAUAGGUAUUCAGGAACAUAUGAUAAUGUUCAUGGGAGUGAUUAUAAAGCACCCUCUGUGGCUAGUGAUAAAACUGAUGGCGGCAGUCACAGGUUGAUAGCGCCACCAGUGGCAAGUGAUAGUACUGAAGGUGCUCAGAGACUAUCGGAAUCAUUUGGGAACCCUGCAGUAUUCGUUGAGCAAAGUUACAGAGAUUCACGCGAUGAGGUGGGUCACGAUGGUUCCUUUUCACAUUUGCAACCACCAGAGGAGGCUCUGUCACGCACGAGCCCGUCAGUCCGUGAAAUGGCCAUGGAACGUGAAUCCGCCGAAGCUGCCUUCCAGCAGGAGGAGCAACAUGUGAGAAAGAAGAAACCGUACUCAUCACGGAAAAUGUCAAUGCCUGUCCAGAGUAGAGCGGAGAAAAUAGCCGUUCGUAAGCUGUCGCUUGAGGCUGCAGCAGACUUGCCGAGUGGGUCAGAUACGGAGGAAAGGUCAAGCAGAGCUACGCCCAUUCAGCCCCAAGUGCAAGAUUUGAUGGCCUUUAGGAUGCGGCCUUCAAAAUUCCGCCACGUUUUCGGAGAAGCGUACAAAAAAGACAAAUCCUACGAAAAUGUCCGCAUCACGAAGAACCAACACGACAGUAUGUUCUGCGCGGUCAAUCCCAAGUUUGUGGCGGUCGUCGUGGAGUCGGCAGGUGGAGGUGCAUUCCUUGUUCUACCAAUUAAACAGGUUGGUAGAAUAGACAUCAACGCCCCUAAAGUUUGCGGCCAUGCGGGAGCGGUGUUAGAUAUAAAAUGGAGUCCUUUCAACGACCAUCAGAUAGCAUCGUGUUCAGAUGAUGCGACGAUAAAAGUUUGGGAGGUUCCUGAAGAUGGUUUGCGGGAGAAUUUAACAGAAUGGAUCGUGGAUCUCCACGGCCAUCAACGCCGGAUAGGAUAUAUAGAGUGGCAUCCAACAGCUGAACAUAUACUACUUAGUGCUGGGUUUGAUUAUAAUGUAAUUCUCUGGAACAUAGAAACGGCUGAGCCAAUCAACAUAAUCACCUGCCACACCGACACGAUAUUCUCAAUCUCCUGGAACCGCAACGGAAGUUUGUUUGCUACGACCUCAAAAGAUAAGAAAAUACGUGUCAUAGAUCCCAGGUCUGGCAGUGUUGUUAGUGAAGGCCCGGGCCACGUCGGACCAAAAUCAUCAAAAGUCGUAUUUCUCGGAGAUUCCCAACGACUGUUCACGACUGGGUUUUCUCGUAUGAGUGAGAGACAGUUUGGGAUAUGGGACAUGAACGAUCUUUCCAAGCCUCUGAGAUUAGAGAGUAUAGACUCGUCAAGUGGUGUAUUACUCCCGUAUUAUGAUGUGGACAAUAAGGUCAUGUUUCUAGUAGGAAAGGGUGAUGGUAAUAUUAGGUAUUAUGAAAUAGUUGACGAGGCUCCGUACUGUCAUUUUCUCAGUGCGUACCUGAGUGGACAUCCUCAGAAAGGAUUUGGUGUGAUGCCAAAGCGGGGCGUCGAUCUAACAAAAUGCGAGAUAGUGAGAUUCUACAAGUUACUCAGUUCCAAGCCUCUCAUUGAGCCCAUCUCAAUGCGAGUCCCGCGCAAAUCAGAAAUGUUCCAAGAAGAUAUAUUCCCGCCGACAGCGAGUUCGAUACCAUCACUGUCAGCAAUGGAGUGGAUUAACGGUCAGAACCGGGACCCUAUACUAGUGUCUCUAAAGGACGGCGCCAUGCAACCUACAAAUACGCCCACCAUCACAACAUACAAGGCCGUCAGCCGGUCGUUACUCAAUAAUAAUGACACAGCGCCCCCACAGGAACCUACGGAAGCAAAUCACGUACCAGGAUCCGUGCAGAACAUUAAGAAAUUAUCAAUUGGUGGAGACACGAUUCCGAACUUGGAUGAGAUUCUUGACGGAAAGAUUUUGUACGAAGAUGACCCUAAAAGGAAACGGGAAAGUGUUCACGAAAGAAUAUCAGCAUUUGAAACGAAGGCGGAGCCAAUCCGACCAUCGCCACCUCCCAUGCUCGCGAACACAUCACCGCAGAUCAGCAUCGAGAAGAAAACUCCGCCCCCAAGUCACUGGCUGUCUGAGCUACCGCCAAAUGGGCUGCCGAAGUCGGACGGAGAGGCAAGCGCCACUGCCCCAGAAGACGCAGAAAUGACGACCACAGAGAAGCUUGAGGUUGUUGUCAAAUUGGCACCCGUUGCUGAAACUGGGGACAAGGUUGACGAAGAGGUACAAGUAGAUAAAGAGAGGGCACCACCAGUGUGGAUGUACAGUGCCAAGCCCUUCUCCUCCCAACAAUCAACAUACACGGUGCUGCAACCACAAUCUCCGUUCGAGGAAAAAAGUAUUGAAAUUAUCGACCAUACACCGCCCUUGCGGUCGACGGAAAGAAAACGUGUUUGGUCCGACAUGUCUGACGAAUAUGAAACGGACAUUUCGGCCUCGGAUAUAACCCGUGUCCGCACGGAAUCUGUCCGUGAAAUUAUUCAAAAAGUCGAGGAUGAUACGUUUUCAUAUGAGCCUCCUAGUCCUGUUAGCAAAGUUCACGUGAAAAAGGUCUGGACGCCAAAAUCUCCACAAGCCGAGGAACCACCGAUAGAGAAUGGACUGACACCAAAAACGGAUCCCGAGCUAAGAAAAGCCUACUUCCGCCAACUCGAAGAAAUUCACAGCCUCAAGGAACAAAUUAUGCUUAAAGACAAACGGAUUCGACAACUUGAGGAGGAACUUAAUGAUUUAAAAGACUGUGACAAUGAUAACACACCAAACCAAAGCAACUGUUGAAACACCCCUAUAUUCAUGUAAUGGUUGAACCAUUCCAAUGCAUUUUCUAUUGGCUGAUUUGGCCCAUUUUGUAACAUCAGGGUGAAUAGGUACACCAAGGUCGAAACGUAGUACCAGUUUGAAGUGAACUUGCAAUUUUAAAAGUUAAGGUUCAAUGAUGAUGGAUUCCUUGAAUAGUGGAAUAUUUUCACAAAGAGUUUUUAGGGAUAUUUUUGACCAAUGAAACAUGAUAUCUGCAUAUUUUGGAAAUGGUCGCCAAGUAAUACGACAUAGUUGCUAACCAUUUGAUGUUGCUAAGCAACAGUUGCCAUGAAUACCAGCACCUUUGAGGCGCUAUUGCCAACAAUGACUGCAGAAGAAAGGACUGCCACAAGGUGCCUUUUCCGAUGACUAAUAUCUAGAUUUAGCUGUUGUCAUAUGAAUGGUUGCCAAGGAGAUAACUGUUGUCAAGGAAUAGCUACCAAGGCUAGUGUUGUAUGACAGUUUCCAUGGAAACAUGUUGUCAAAUUGUCUUUAAAGCAUUAUUGCUUGUGCUCAUUUGCUAAGAAAUGGUAUCUCGAAGCUUGCAGUGUAAAAAAUAUUGAUCAUUGUGUGAGAAAUUUCAAGUUUUCAUUUAGCUAUUAGGGGUCCGCUUUCACACUGUGACCUUGACCCUUUAAUCUAACCUUGACCCCUGGAUCUGACCUUGAAACCUGAUCUCUGUAAGUCCUAACCUUUCCCAGGUUGUGUUUGAUGUGAAUUUCAGUGGUCCAAAAUGUGAUAGGGAUCAAUUCAGUGUUGUUAAUCAGCAAAUGUCUAGUUUAAUAUGAUGACUUCAGAAAAAUAUCAUGUUCAGUUUUCAUGUACCUCAAGUGUGCAUCCCUGAACCCUUUCCACAUGUGUCACAGGUGGAGCCCCCUGGUGGCAAAAGUGUAAACCAACUCCUGUAUUCUGAAUGAUUUUGGUUGAAUCGAUGUCUCCUUCGCCGAAGUGUUACUGAAAAUUGAAGCCACCUGGUGAUGAUUGUUUGAACUAGAAGUUAUGUGAGGCCACUUCGCAUAAAUGAGAAGUUGGUCUGCUUAUAUUGCACCACCUGUGGGGGAUUCUAUUAACUAUUAUGUGUGCAUAUUCUUUUUACCUAUAUAUGAAUAUACAAGCGUCUUGAAAGAUGUGUCUUUCUGUCGUUUGUCUUCAGGACAUACGAAGGUGACUAAAUUCUUUGAAAGCAACCGAUCCGUUUUGUAUUGGAUGCUAUUUAUAUGAGGAAAGACUUGAUAGGAUCGAGUCAUUGAUGUGCCGGUACAAAAUAUCGAUGUUUUGUACUGUAUUUAUUCAAAUGUGUAUCAUUGUAUUAUUGUGAAUUGGAGAAGUAGAUAGUGCUGCCAUCCUACAGCAAUCAACAGAACUGUGUUUGAGAGAUUUCAUGGUGAGCCCAGCCUGGGGAUGGUCCAUUUCGACCCCUAAGUCUUUGACAAAUUUAAAGAGUACCCCCAGUUCCGUGUUUAGGCUCUUCCAGUUAAUGCUUUAGACAAGUCCAUUAAAGAAGCGGGGGUGUAAAAGAGCCUGACUAGAGGUGAUCGUAGUCUGAUCAUCUUUGAAUCAUCUACAUGUGUGGUUGGUGUCAAAACUGAGCUUUAAUAUCAGUUCUUCGUAUUGUUGUUAGUAGUGUGUAUCACUGCAAUUUUUAAUUGGUACCAGUAGCCAUUGCUUCACCGUGAGAGUGCAGGACUUGACCAUAGAGGACUUUAAUACUCAUGCCAUCGCACAAAAUAAGUCCGAAUGUCGGACAUAAAUACUGGUACAAAAGAAUCAGAUUGUUUCCUGCGGCAUGGUGCAAUGAUUUCGUGACAUUGUGCGCCACAGACCAUGCCAUUAGUCUAAUUUAUUCACAUAGGUUGCCAUCCUGAAGUGGGUACAGGACAUCAUGUUGUUACCCUUGUCAAGUGCUGCACUCUAGCGGAGAAAUACAGUUUGUUGUGGUUCAAAAACUCAUUUUGGGGGUACGUUUUUUCAUGAAUUCUUUCAAUUUUAUUCAGGUAUCUAUUUAAAGAUCGUCCUAAAAAGCAGCAUUCUUUAUGUCAAAAAUGUGCAGCCUUGAUUUCUAUGCAUACUUUUGUAUCUAAUUAUCAUAUUGUGCGUUGGUUUCAGUGACAUUGGUAUUCUUUAUGCAAGUAUCAAUUCGUAUCUUGUACCCCCCUCUCCUCAAGGGUACGACACCUUAUCACCCUAUAACGACAUCUUAAGGCUCAAGCAUCACCCUUUUUUCACCAAUGCUACUUUUUCUUUCGUCAAGACGUCACCAUCAACAAUAUAUCAGUUGUCACCAUCAUAUAAAGUAACCGGACUAAUUUUACUGGGUAAGGCUGUAUGUUCGCCAAGACAUCGACACAUUAGCAUCCUUAUUCUUUCCAGCUUCGCCAAAUUUUCACUAAAGGAAAUAUAAACACUACUCAAGCAUCGGCAAAGAUUAGUGGUGAUAGCUUAACUACCCUUGAGGAGGGGGGGUACAAGAAACGAAUUGAUACUUGCAUUAAUUGGCCUGGGAUAACCCAUACUGGACUUCAAGCGGUAUUGCCUCAGUCCAUUCAGGCCAUCUUGACAUGGUUGUCGGGCAGCUGAGGAAUGUCAAUACAUUGAGGGUCAAGAUGAAGAUAACCUGGGGCCUAAUGUCCUUCCAAGGAACAUGUGCAAUGUCUAGGGUUCGAGAUGAAGAAUAGGCAAAAUAGUCCUACUCCUCAUAAUAAGGUUUUUUCACAUCGAGAGGCAGAGUAUUUUGAAAACGACUGGUUUUUAAGUAUCAAUACUUCUUGGAACUCACUUCCAAGCGUUUGUUGAAAACUGAGCGUUGUAACUAAACAAUUUGGUUGAUUUACUUCCGCAGUCACAAGACAAGAAGAAAGACAGAAUUGUUCCACAUUUCUGCUUGAUAUCAACGCAUGUUUAAGGGUUCGUGCAGUUAAAUUAUUCUCAAAUUUGUGAAAACUUCUCAUAAGUUUAGAUUAGACGACAUACUAUCCCCCCAAUGAAAUUGAGAAAUUACAACAAUAUUGCUGAUUUCCUGAGGAUUUGAUUGGUCAGUCUUUCUAUAUGGCUUUGUGGAGUGGAAAACAGUUCUGCGUCUGUUGUUGAUCUAUAGAAGUUUUCUCAAACUUUGUAACAUUUUUAAUUGCAGGUGAUCUUGAAGUGACUUCCACCUCUUGGUUCAUGCUUGUUUCUCUCAGGAGAAAAGUCAUCCUUCACCAUUUACUGCACAGAACACUUUGUUGAAUUUCAGUUUACAUUUGCAAUAUGAACCUCUAGCUGUAAGAGUCAAUCAUUUUAUUAAAUGGAAACGAUACAUUCAGGUUG
This is a messenger RNA of Lineus longissimus, 9246 nucleotides long. RefSeq names its product serine/arginine repetitive matrix protein 2-like. The coding region runs from base 232 to 5919 and encodes 1895 amino acids. Gene Ontology annotation, molecular function: actin filament binding. NCBI's taxonomy places the organism in Eukaryota, Metazoa, Nemertea, Pilidiophora, Heteronemertea, Lineidae. The transcript has 18 exons. The record is from RefSeq and is a predicted model, not a curated record. Gene Ontology annotation, biological process: actin filament organization.